AUGGAAGGCCGACCCAAUCAAACAGUGGACAAUUCAUCGACCUCGCCGCAGCAGCAUUGGCUCCAUGCAGCAACCGCUGCAUACGAACAACCCGUUUCCGCUAUCAAUGCCGUCGACGCCACUUCCGCUACUCAAAGGCUUCAAAAGGAGCUGAUGGAUCUCAUGAUGUGUGGAGGGGAUCUUGGGGUGUCGGCUUUCCCGCAAGGUGAAAGCAUUUUUACAUGGAUCGGCACAAUCGAGGGCGGAAAAGGAACAAUGUAUGAAGGUUUGUCAUACAAGGUUUCCUUGCAUUUCAUGUCGGACUAUCCUUUCAAGCCACCUCAAGUGAAGUUCGAGACCAUUUGCUUCCAUCCCAAUGUGGAUCAGUUUGGUAAUAUCUGCCUUGACAUUCUUCAGGAUCAAUUCCACUUUGAUAAGUGGUCCUCUGCUUAUGACUGUAGGACCAUUCUUUUGUCUGUUCAAAGUCUACUGGGAGAUCCGAAUCCCGAGAGUUCACUCAACAACUAUGCCGCGGCACUUUGGAACAAUAAGGAAGAUUACAGAAAAAUGGUUCGAGCACGGUAUUUUGGUGGGAAGCAUUCGCGAGCUAAUACGCAGAAUCCGUUCUUCGAUUCCAUAUCGGACCGGCAUGUUUGUUUUAUGAUGGAAUUUUCUGACGAACCUUCGAUGUAA
Messenger RNA from Hibiscus syriacus, 672 nucleotides. Its product is annotated as probable ubiquitin-conjugating enzyme E2 C. Lineage: Eukaryota; Viridiplantae; Streptophyta; Magnoliopsida; Malvales; Malvaceae. The record is from RefSeq and is a predicted model, not a curated record.